UAGGGCCCCAUUCCCUAUUUAUGUUAGGCUACCUGGUGUUAUAUUACAAUGUAGGCGUGGGGAUUAUAAAGUUCAGUACAAUAGGUGUAUAUGUAACCUGAAAUUCAUUGAAAUAUAAUUUUACACACAGAGGAUAUUUGCGAACAGUAAAAACAUAGGUUAACACGCAAACAUAAACGUCUGAAAAAAGUCAUAUUCAAGUAAAAUGGCAUUCCAACGUGGUCCCCAUGUCCGUGAUAUAUUUGUUGGUAAAGAUAAGAUAGAAUCAGGACAUUUACAUUAUGAUACGAAGGAGAGUCAAUCAAACUUUAUGGUCAAAACGAAAAACAAAAAUAAACAACAAAAUGCCAAUAAUAAACCGACGAAACUAGGACAAUAUAAACCAAGGAUUCUCUCAGACAGUGACGAAAUCAAUGUUCCGGUGCCAAAACACUCUCCAGUUAGAACGGGAAAUCAAAUUCUCGACAAACCCCGCCCUUAUAUAGUCGGUGACAAGAACACCCCGAUAGUGUUACAUCCGAUAGGAGCAGACGAUGAUAUUUCGGACAAUGGGGAUGUUAAUUCCAAUCAAGAAACCAACCCUCUGCAAACUUCUAAUCCAAUGUUUGAUAAGGUUACUGAAUUAGGAAAAAUUCAGACCGAGACUGAAAUAAUUGACGGUAUCGUUAUUCCGCCUCCUGAUUAUGAAGAGGAAGUAGCAACGAUGAAUUUUUAUGAAGAAAUUCGCGAAAAAGUCGAUUUUACUAAACCCGUUCAUCGGAAUUACGGUGGAGAAGAUUUUUCAAAGUUUCUGGAUGACGAUGAUGAUGAAAUUCUUGAGCAUGGAGGUCUGACAUGGCACUCUCAAAGACCACCUGCCAGAAACCCGUUACCCUCCUUCGAUAAAAAGGCGAAGACAGAAGUCAAACGAAAGUAUCAAAAGCGCGAGAGUAAGAAAACAAACAAACAUUUCAAUACUCAAAAACGAAAUUCUUUGAGAAAUUUUAGUUUUGCCGAUUCUAAAUUCGCCGAUAAAGGCGCGGAUCGACCAUCCAGUGGAAAGAAAGAUAAAAAUAAUAAAGAGGAAAUGGAAUUUAGUGUUUAUGGUGAUGCCGAUAAUUUCAUGAAUUCUAAUAACAAAUCUUAUGAGACAUUUCUACAUGCGCGACAUGGUGACUUACCGGAUUUGUACCACGAUAACAGACAGACAGAUGAGGAUAAAGAAAUGCACUCACCCAAACAAAAAGACGGUAAUUUUUGGAAAAAGCUAACAUUGCGUUUUAAAAGACAAAGUAGUUACGAUAUGUCCACAGUAGACUAAAAUAUAUUUAUUGGCAUAAUCAACAACCAUGUCUUUCAUCAUUUUAUGUAAUCGGCCCAAAAGAAGAAGCCUAAUUGUUUCACAGCCAUUUAAAAAGACCGAAAUGUACAGCUGUGUAUUUUGGACAUCCAUACAAGCAUUCAUAUCGUUUUAUUUACCGAUUUUUAUUCAUGUGGGGAGAUUAUAGGCUGAUUAAUAUAGGUUUGCAGUAUUACGGCCACAUAUAAUUACUUAUAUAAUAGUGUGUGUAUAUAGAUGUAUAUAUAUAUAUAUAGGUUUUACAUAGUUUCGUUUAAUUGUCCAUAUCAAAUUUUAAGUGCUACUCGUAAACGAUAAAAAUUUGUUUGUGGUUUUGUUUUUUUUAAAAAAGGGAUUAAAAACAUUCAGCACU
Molecule: messenger RNA, 1691 nt
Organism: Patella vulgata (common limpet)
Lineage: Eukaryota; Metazoa; Mollusca; Gastropoda; Patellidae
Exons: 2
Coding region: 206-1300 (364 amino acids)
Source: RefSeq, a predicted model, not a curated record